This is a messenger RNA of Solenopsis invicta (red fire ant), 974 nucleotides long. Its product is annotated as fas apoptotic inhibitory molecule 1. Gene Ontology annotation, biological process: positive regulation of neurogenesis; negative regulation of extrinsic apoptotic signaling pathway via death domain receptors; canonical NF-kappaB signal transduction. The transcript has 5 exons. The record is from RefSeq and is a predicted model, not a curated record. NCBI's taxonomy places the organism in Eukaryota, Metazoa, Arthropoda, Insecta, Hymenoptera, Formicidae. The coding region runs from base 43 to 726 and encodes 227 amino acids.
AAACGUUACUACAACAGAUUUAAAAGAAUAACAUUGCAUGGCAUGACGUAUAAAAUGACUCGAUUAUUGAUUGUGAGAAUAGUCGCAGUAAGGCCGAUCAAUAAUGAGGCCAGUACAGGUGUAGGUACAAGAAACAUGGCAGGCGUUCUACUUCGAAGCCUUCACAAUUUGGAAACUUCAGCGGACGAACCUACCGCCAAAUGGACCAUUCCUUUAAGCGAUGGGAAUCACGUGGUAGAGUUUGAACAUGGAACAGCAACAGGCCGACGUGUGGUAAAAAUCGAUGGCAAUAAUGUAGUUUACAGAGAUUGGAUGUUUCGCUUAGUCGGGGAUGAAGUCUUUAUGUUCAAUAACACCAAGUUUGUGAUCAGAGUCGAUCCAAUGCCAGGUUUGAAAUAUUCUUACUCGUUGUGGGUGAAUGGAAAGAGCUACAAGCAAUUUGUCCAGUCGCAAUCAAAAAUACUAGAUACUUGGUUGGCCAAAGUGGGAAAUGAAGAAUAUAGAAUUGUAUUAGAUAAACAUGCUCACAGUGUUUGGGUGAAUGGACAAGAAGUGGAAGUUGAGAACGAAUUCAUGGAUGGCGGUGCAGAAAUUCUUUUCUCCGUUGGCGAUUUACCAGCUACUAUCAGAUCUUUCAGUUCGGAACAAAAAGAGAUUGGUAUAGCGUACGUUUUAUACAUCAAUGACGUCGAAAUACAGCAAGAAAGUUUAUUGGAAGAAUCCUAAAUGCACAUCUUGACUUGCCUAGUUAGAUUUUUCGUGUGAUAUUAAUAUAAAUAAAUAUAUCUAUAAGCAUAUUAUCAAUAAUUAUAAAUUAUGUGCAUCAUUAAAUAGCUGCACGAGUGUGAAGCACAAUAUUUAAAAAUAUUUCUGUGAUGUGAAAUUUAAUAAGUACUCUUCGAUAUGUGUGCCAUGUAAUUUUGUGUACAUUUUUAAAAAUAUUAGUGUAAAAUAAAAUUGCUAAAUUUAAAUUG